AGUUUACCAUAGUAUGAAUAAAAUUUAAGUUCUUAGUGAAAAGGAUAUUAUGUUACAUCGUGUAUUGUUCUGUCCAUCUGACCAAUCAGUGUAAGGUUAUGUUUUAAAAGUAUUUCGACUCAUCAUUUUGAAGAAGUUUGGUAUCGAAUAAAUGUGAAUGCGGACUUUGCUGUUUUCAUAGUGAACAAUUCUUUUAAUAUUUGGAGGAAAGUUACGUUUAUUAUUGUGAAAAAAACAUGGAUGAAAGUUUUAAGUGUAGAUAUUAUUUUGUGACAAUAAUUUAAAAUACACGUAUACAUGUUUAUCGAUGGAUGGAGACUAUGUGUUACUAUGGUGCCUAUUAUUUCAUUGACAAUGAUGUCUUAGCAACCAAGUAAAGAGGAAGAAAAAAACCAAUCUUAGACGAUGAUGCUCAUCAACUUUUUCAAAAGACUUUUCUUCAACACAUCCUAUGAGAAACUGUCAGGAGAUCGAGACUCACGGAGGGGCAGUGUGCCUGUGGUUCCAUCUGUUGUCGUCGAGGACACGGUUGCCAUGGAAACACCCACUUCUACGCCCUCACGCUUCACUAAUUUUCUGAUAAGAAAAGGAUUCAAAACCAAUUUGAAGCGAACAAAAUCGGCUCACAAGUUGGACAGAAAACGUAAUGGAAUUUCAACGCCUGAACCAGAAAGCAACACAAUUGUUGGCACGUUAAAACGAACGAUGAGUCUUGGACGACUGACCAGGAAACGAGCGCGAUCGAAAUCUACGGAUCUGAGCACGAACAAAAUGCACAGCACACCCGAGCACUUCACUCCAUGCGACUGCGUCACUCCAAGCCCAGAAACUAGCAGCACCUGGUCUGUGAUCAGUUCGCGACUGAAGAACAGCCAGUCCCAUGAAUCCCUCCUCACCACCCAAAAUCCCCUCCACUCCAUUGACCUGACUGGGCCAGACAUGGAGAUACGGCCCAUACACAGCAGUAUCCUGUCCCAGGAACACUGUUUCCAGGUGUCCACAAUGCAUGGUAACAAGAUCAUAGCGUGUCGGACUGCAGAGGAAAGGGAAAAGUGGAUCAUGAGUUUUAAAAAGAGUCCUGAACAAGAGAACAGUCGACGCAGUGAAUCUUCACUCAAACUCUGGGUCCAGGAGGCGAAAAAUGUACCCUCAAAGAAAAGGUACUUCUGUGAAGUUUGCCUGGACAAGACGAGGUGUGCAAGGACUUCCAUCAAAACCAAAGGGGACAUGCUGUUCUGGGGUGAACAAUUUGAAUUCAAUAACUUGCCAACCAUUGAAUACCUCAUAGUGAACUUGUAUCGGGAAGCAGACAGAAAGAAGAAGAAGGAGAGAAAUACAAGUGUUCUAGUUGGCUACACAAAAAUACCAGUGUCUGACAUAAGUGCUCGACAAUAUGUGGAAAGAUGGUUCACCACAAGUUCGGGGACAGUUGGCAAGGGAGGUAAGGAAAACAAAACUGACCUGCCCUUGAUCCGCUUAAAGGUUCGACACCAAACAGUUCAAAUACUGCCAAAGCACAUGUACAACGAAAUGUCUAAGUACCUGAGUGAGAAUUACGUGUCCCUGAUUGAUACGCUAGAGCCACUUGUCAGCAUCAAGGAUAAGGAGGAGAUUGCAACCACCCUGAUCAAGAUCAUGCAGAAGCUUGCCAAGUCGACAGACUUCCUGUCACAAGUUGUCAUGACAGAGGUGCUUAAAAUUGACAACAGCCACCUGACAUUCAGAGGGAACAGCCUAGCCACCAAAGCUAUGGAGGCUCACAUGAAACUCGUUGGAGAGAAGUACCUCAACGAUACACUGGGCGACUUUCUGCGGAGAAUCAUUAACACUGAAGAGGAUUGUGAGGUGGAUCCUACCAGAGUUAACACCCUUGACUUUUUACCACAGCAACGAAAAAAUCUUAGAAUGUAUUGUGAUAUGGCCUGGGCGAAGAUUAAAACGUCUUCAGCCUUUUUCCCCAGUGAGCUGCGGAGUGUGUUCAUGUGUUUCCGUCACAGAUGCGAGGACGUGAAUAAAGGCGACCUCAGCGAUAAUCUCAUUUCAGCGUCCAUCUUCCUUCGGUUCCUGUGUCCAGCAAUUCUCUCCCCUUCAUUGUUUCACCUGACGCAGGAAUACCCGACAGAAAAGGCUGCCAGGAAUCUCACACUUAUUGCGAAAACCAUACAGACUCUGGCAAACUUUUCAAAGUUUGGCAGUAAAGAGGAAUACAUGACGUUUAUGAACGAUUUUGUGGAGGAAGAGUGGACUGAGAUGAAAUCCUUCAUCAAUAGGAUCUCUUCCCCCGAUGAAAAUGACAAUUUCACAGAGUUUGAUGGCUACAUUGACCUCGGGAAGGAAAUGUCUGUCCUACAAACCCUUCUCACCCCCACACUGGAGAAUGCUCCACAGGAAGCAGUUGACAAUCUUGGUGCGUUACCAAAGAUUCUGACACAGGUUGAAAAUGACCUGAAGGAUCCUAACAUCCAUCAAAGAAGUAGAGAACCAAACAGAAAAAGCCAACACUACGACAAUCUUGUGAACAUUCAGGCACAUAUAGAUCAUACAACUUCACCCACGGAGCUGUUACGUGACAUGUUUCGGCAGUGUGGUGAAUCUUCUGGUGAGAUUUUGUCGAGCGAGGCGAAUGAGAGCAUGUCAGAUUCACCAAAUGGAAGUUUAGAUAAUGUUUGUGAUAGUGAUUCUGUAGUUACGGAGGAAAGUGCUAGUUCUAAAAGCCUGUCUACAAUAAAUACUGAAGUGUCGAAUGUGUCCGUAAGUGCUAGAUCUGUCGUUAGCAAAACACAUGUGAACAAGUCCUGGAACCAAAUUGUCAGUGCUGCAGAAAUCGUGAAUGGGGAUUAUAUCGAUCUCAUUUCCUUUAUGGAUGAGGAGGGGAAUAACUCAAUCGACAGUGAACGUAACGUGAACGGUAGCCAAAUGUCGAUAAGUCAAGAGUCGACGAUUGCCUCCUCUGGCUAUCAGUCAUUUGGUUAUAGUCAAUCAAGCUCUCCGAUUGAUAACGAUAAGCACGAUAAUGUCGUCUCAGAUUCUCACAAUUCUAAGUCCCAGAGCAACAACUAUACUCAUUCUACCCCAUUGUCUUUCUCUAAUCCAAUGUACCGAAUAAACCACAGAGGAAUUUCUAGUCAUAAAACCUCUUCGCCAGUCUUACAAAUGUCCAGUAGCAGCUCACUGAGUAGCGAAGAGACAAACACGGUCAAAAACAUUAGUCCAGUAAAAUCAGUGAAGUCAGAACAAUUACAUAGGAAAGAUCCUCUGAGGAAGUUAGCUCCUCAGUUUUCAAACUCAAGUAGUAUAGAUUCAGUUUCGGAUAAAGACAAAAUUCUUCACAGUGUUUCAAACAAUAAUAUGUGCACUUUGGAAACUGAUAUGGACAGUUUUACUGUUCCGAAGCACAGUUUAUCAAAUAACAAUGUUUCGUCGUUGACGAUGGAGAUAAAUCGAAAACCACGACAAAGUCAGUCAAGCAAUAGUAUAAGUGCUAGGAAAGAGAUUUUUCUCAAUGGGAAUACGCAUCAGCCAUAUAGUGCCAGUUCUCGGAAAUACUCGCUGGAAUUGCGUGGAUCUAGUCCGGUUAUGUCUCACAGUGCUAAAUCCACUGCCACUUCAUCCUCAAGCAGUACGACUACCUAUUAUAACACGAUAGGUAGCACAUCGCGACGGGGACAUGAACUAUCACAAAGUGCUGACUUCUCUAAUAUGUCAAGUAUGACAACUUCGCAACGUUUUGGAAAAUCAGACUCUAUUCGUCGCACGGCAACUGAUACGAGCAUCUCCCAAAGAAGUAGUUCCUCUUACAGUGAUAAUUCACCAGUAUCGUCAUCCUCGUCACCGCGCAGUGGGGCAUCGCCGGACGAUGGUUCACUUUUUCGCAGACUUUCAGCACAAAAUGCAGUACACAUGGGGAUACGGAGUGUUCAGCGACGUAUACAUGACCAGGAGAAGACUAAGCAGGAGUAUGAGCUGGAAGUGAACAUUCUCAAGCAGCAGUUACAAGAGGCACAGCAACGCCUGCAACUAGCUGAAGAACGACUGCAGGACCACGAUACAGACACGGAUAAAAUUGACUCAGAGUGGCAAACGAGGCUAGAGGAAAGUGAAGAACGGAUGAGAAAACAACAAGCGGAAAAAGAUGGUCAGAUGAAAACUAUCAUACAGAGGUUGAUGCAUGUGGAGGAUGAGUUACGCGAGGAACAAGAAGAAAUGCAGCGUAACGUCGCACAGAAACAAAAAGUGAUUGAGGCCCAGGAACGCCGGAUUCACUCCCUUGACGUCGCUAACAACAAGCUGAUGCUCGCUCUAAAUCAGCUAAAGGAACAUUACAGUGCGACAGCCCGGAAUGGACUCGUGCCGUCAAUGAAACUGGCCAGUGAUGUUACAUCGUUCAAAACCAGUUCAUGUUGAGUUUUCGUUGGACAGUAUGGCUUCUUUUGCCAAUGUUAACUUAAGCAUGUUGUUUUUCUGUUUCAAGAAACAGCUUUGUUGGACAAUUUUGCAUAUUCAUCAAUGUGACCGUUACUCUGUUUUAAGACCAUGCGGUUUUGUUUCAUGAACAAUUUGGCACAUUAAUUCUUACCAAAAUAUUGAACAUAACUAUGACUGUUCUUUCUCUGUUUAAGAGCAGUUAAAUUAUUUUUGAGUUUCUUUGACCUUAUGACACAUAUGGAAUAUUUUACAUACAUUUGAAAGACCCGUUUGAGUUUAGUUUCAUAUUUGAACAGUUUGAGUUCAUUUUAAGCUUGUCUGUUUUUUGAACAAAAAAUGUUGGGCUAUUGUAGCAAGCUUAGUGCUAUCAGCUUCAUGCAAAAACUUUGACCUAGGUUAAAGUCAUUAUUCAAAAAGAAUUCAAGAUAUUUAUAUGUCAAUGGAUACACAUGUAACUUGAGAUUACACAUUUUACCAGACUGAUACACACAUUUAUAGCAAGGCAAAUAACUCUGACUUAAAUAAUAAUUGAGUUAUGCUCAAAGAUAAUUUUUUCAGCAUAUCUUCAAUAUGUUAUGACAAAUUUUAAAAGUUAAAUAAUAUGUUAACUAUGUGUUACAGUUAAGGAUCACAAUAUUCCUUAAGCUUCACCCAUGAUGGGUUUUUUUGUUUGCCAACACAUUAUAAAUCAUGUUUAAUGCAUGUGCAUGGUGUAAAACACAUCAUUAGUGUGCUUUUAAUGGGAAAACAUUUACGCAAUAGUUAAAUUAUUGUUAUUGCUAUGAUCCUGUAAAUGCCAUGAAAUUCUUGCACUACCCAUGUCAUGUGACAACCAAUUGUAAAUGUACUAUUGACAGGUAUUGUCCGUAAGCCAUGUAUUCAUGAACUCAUAUUAUUACCUAGACUAGUAAAACCAUCUUCAUAUGCAUUUUUUGUGCCUAGAUAUUCUUGCAAACUGCUGCUAAUAGUCUGCUAGUACCAUCAAAUCUCAUGUUUACAUUAAGCAUUAAAAUGUUCUGAAUGGAAUCUCUUUUGUACAUUAAUGUAUUUAGAGUUUAGACCAUAGCCACAGAAGCGAUCAUAAAUAUUUUGCUAUUCAAUUUGACAGCAGUCCCCAUCCCUAACCAAUACUGCCACUUAUGUUCUUAUUUCUACAGUAUAAAAUAAAAUGGAUGCUCAAUGAAAUAAUCUGAUGGUACCAUUAAUAAAUUGUACCAUCAUUUUUGACACCUUUUUGACAGUUUAUGACUUGGAAUAAAAUGUUUUUUAACAAUGGCAGAAAUAACUUGAUUUUCUGGACAUGAUACAGGAUAACCAGAAAACAAUAAUUUAAAGCAAAUAAUUUUAAAAAUUAGUAAGUUUAAAUUACAAAAAAAUUGCAAAAAUAGUUCCAUGUGAUAUUGAUUCAUUUAUAGUCACAAACCAUUAUGAAAGGUCAUUUCAGCAUAAUCCAUGAUUGAUGGAUGUAUUUCAAUUUGCAAUAUGUGUUUGUUGAGUAUUAUGUAAAUGAGUUGCUACUCUGUGUACAUGUGUAUAUAAGAUCAUAUAUUUAUAGAUAUCAUGUGUAAUAUAGGUGUUAUUUGAAAACUAUAAACCAAGUGCAAUGUUAUUAAAAAAUUGAACAUUGA
Messenger RNA from Mya arenaria, 6053 nucleotides. RefSeq names its product disabled homolog 2-interacting protein-like. The transcript has 20 exons. The record is from RefSeq and is a predicted model, not a curated record. Bases 406 to 4404 code for a protein of 1332 amino acids. Gene Ontology annotation, biological process: regulation of GTPase activity. Lineage: Eukaryota; Metazoa; Mollusca; Bivalvia; Myida; Myidae.